Messenger RNA from Mya arenaria, 3692 nucleotides. Its product is annotated as myosin-9-like. NCBI's taxonomy places the organism in Eukaryota, Metazoa, Mollusca, Bivalvia, Myida, Myidae. Bases 12 to 1403 code for a protein of 463 amino acids. The transcript is spliced from 9 exons. The record is from RefSeq and is a predicted model, not a curated record.
GGAACCUAUAAAUGAUCGCGCACUUAACAGCUUUUCUUUCGCAGGAGAACAGGACAAUGGCUGUGUCAAAACUCGAGAAAUCAGUGUUGCUGGAGAAAGAUGAGACGCUGCAGCUCACCGCAGUUCGCCUAUACCAUUCCCAACGGGAGGUGGCUCGAUACCUUGAACUAGGCUACCUGAAUUUGAUCGACCAUCCUGAUAUUGCAAAAGAGGUUCGUCUAACAGCUCACGAUGCUCGAGCACAGCAUUUAAUGACGUCAGGCUUAAUGAAGAAGUUUACCAUGACGUCAAAACAUGUUGUUCAAACGUUGUUGCCAAUGAUUCGUGACGGCGUCGAACUUGGGGACGCUGACAUAGUCAGGGACACAUUUGGGCAAAUACUCGAUCUUGCCGAGGAUAUGAAGACAGAAUCUGAAAAGACAAAAGCAAGUUAUUAUAAGAUACAAGGAAAGGUUCAGGAAAAUCUUGGAGAUGUUGACAAACGAAAUACAACAGUGAAGAAAACUAACGAGCAAAAGAAGAUAGAAAAGGAGAUGGAAGAAAAAAGGCAACAGCAAGCGAAUGAAAAUGCUGAGAAGUUGAAGGUAGAGUUGGCAAAAUCUGAUAAGGAGCUGGAAGAACUUCGAUCUAGAAGGAAAGUCAUGGGCGAAGAAAUUGAAAAGGACAUAAAAGCCUUGGACUCAGAAGACGGACCAACAUUCAUAGACGAUGUGAUGGGAUCUUUUACUGUUGGAGGCGUCCCAGAAUCCGCCAAAACCAUAGUGACUGCUACUGUGGGUCUCAUAUCAGGCUUUUUUAAGGACAGGAGAAGGCAAAGUCAGAUAAAGUUGAAAAGAGAACAGUAUAAGCUACUGAAUACUGAGGACAGGGCGAGGAACGAGCAACAAGUAAAACUCAGAAUUGAAGAAGACAAACAACGUACAGAAGCGCUAGAAAGACAUGCCAUGAUCGAAAAACUUAACAGAGAUAUAACAGUUGGCCUUGGUGACGUGCAAAACCUUAAGGAAGCGGCAACCCACUUGGGUGAUGUGGACAAGCUUUUUACAAAGAUUAUUAAGUUUUGGGAAGAUAUGGCAGCGGCAACAAAGUACCUGAAAGAUGACACAAAAGCCGGAGAAGUUUACCUUAAGAAGAUAGAAGACGAACGAUACCAGACACGUUUUCUGAAGUCCGUAGAAAGAGCUGAACAGAACUGGGGAUUUUUCGGGAAACUUUGCGGCGCUUAUGUUGUGGAGACGGACAGGGAGAUAGAUUUCCUGUACGAGUAUCUGUCAAAACCACUUGACCACUUGUCUGCUGAAGAAAGAAAAAACAGAAAGCAAGCUGUAUUAAGUGAGCUGAAGAAAGAGAUCGACCAGGUUUACCCACAGAUUGAAGACAUUACCGACGAAAAUGACGCAUGAAUGAUGCAAAUACUGAACUAUUGAAUCAUUGAAGGCUACAAGAUGACAAUUCAGUAAAAACAUAUAAAGAAGUCAUAACGGAGAUGAAACACAUAAAACAAUAUUUGUAUGAGAUGAUAUUUUUAUUGAGCAGAUUUAAUGUUUUUUAUAUAAAAAAUAGUAUAAAUUUAUAUUUCAGUUUACAUAAUAUUUAAUGUGUCUACUUUAUGCUUUCAAUUUGCAUAUUCAAUGUUAAAUUCAGUUAAUAUAACAUGAUCAAUAUUAAGUGAAUAUUAAAAUAUCUUGACAAAAUAACUCAAAUUAAAAUGUUUAGUGGAUUCACAUCUUUUUUGCGCCAAAAACAUAUAAACAAUAAUAUUCAAUUUCAUUUUUUUUAUUAGGAAUUGUUAUAUAUAUAUAUAUAUAUAUAUAUAUAUAUAUAUAUAUAUAUAUAUAUAUAUAUAUAUAUAUAUAUAUAUAUAUAUAUAUAUCCCUAAAUAAUUGAAACAAUGUUUACCUCUUAACUUGUUCUAAAAAGUCAUCGUUGCUGUUAAUGUAUAAUGGGAAUAUAUUAUAUAGACACUUGUUGGCAGCAGUGCUGUCUAGAUGUGUUGAUGGUAGUAAUUGUCGUAGGUUCGGAUGCUUUAUAUGUUAAAAAUGUAGCAUUACUCUACUCUCGGUGUAUUGUUUUGUUAUUUGGAUUAUUUUGCCAUUUUUAUGUGUAACCUCACUUUGAUCUUAUAGAUACCAACAUACUUUAUACCUCGAUGCCAUUUUGCUGUUUUUGGAAUCAAUGUUUGCCCUUGUUAAAAGUAUCAUCCUUUUCAUUAACUUUAAAUAAGGAUUGAUGCAGAUGGUACACAGCUUUGUUUUACAUGUUUUUGUUAAUAUGGUGUGGUGUGGGAUAGGUCUUGAUCUUAUGGUGUUUAAUCAUCUGAAACUAUGAAUGCAGGGUCAAGAGGCUUUUGACGAAACAAUAACCCAAAAACUUAAGUAAAGAAUAGCCUGCGGUAAUGAAACUAAGUAUAUUGGAGGUUCCUGUCAAAAUUACACUGUGAUUGUAUUAAGUAAUACUAUGCAUAUAAGGGUCAAGACCAGACAAGUGAAGCUAUUCAAAGGACUCUGCUUAAUAUAUUCAGUUAAGUUAGUAAUAACAAACAAGCUAUGACUCAUGACGUUCGGCAAACAUAGGUGGAUAUGUACUUUUGGGGUGAGAAAUGAUGUAUCAUGAUCGAGUUACUUUAUCGCAAGAUCAUGAAGUGAUAGAGGUUUCGAUAAACUUAAAACACUCGUUUCUGCUCAAUAGUUUGAGUUCAGAAAAAGGUAAUGUGAUGAACAUAGUAGACGUUGAUUUUAGGGCAUUUUGAUCAAGGUCGGUUUCCUAUUGAAUAGUUAAGAAUGAUGCAAAAUGAACAAACUGUGUAUACACUAGGCUGAUUUAGAUACAGUUUUAGUUGAUAUGAAUGAAUGAAUAUAAGAUUACUGCUUGUAUAAGGAUAUCGAAAACUGAAAGUGGACUAAUUUCCUGAUGGCACAACCUAUGUUUUAUGCAUGUUUUCUUAUAAUUCAGCUUGUCCCUGUAGUUUAAAUUACUUAAAACCUAGAUUUGUCGACUCGUGGUGUUUCUGGUUGAUUUAUUACAUUAUUUUACUCUCUUAUUAACCACUUUGUGUUUUCUUUAGAUUUAUGCAUUUGUAUCUUGAUUAAUCAUUAUGGUAUCUAUAACUCUGUGUGCCUUAUAUUGAUGCAUGUACUAGAAACAUGUUUAUUACAUCAUUCGAUAAUAUUUUUUAUUGUUUGUUAACCAUGUUUAUUUUUUAUUUAUUUUGGGCGGGAUAUCCUACUGCAACCAUCGACUGUGCGACAAUAAGAGUAGUUUUAAUAAGUAUUUGGUUAGUAAAGCGAACAUCUUUGCGAUUUGCCGUUCGCUAGUUGAUAGGACGUACCUCUAUAUUGCGAUUGGUUCGACGACAGUUUGCUGUUGUUUUUCUACACAAGUACUUCACAAACAGAUACAUGAAAACGCAAAUGUAUGUCAACUUUCACGACUACUUACAGUUUGAAGUAAUUUUAAUCGUUUGUUCUUGUCGUCACAUUAUAUUCAUAUCGAAUUAUACCGUAAUUGUCAAUCGGGUUUCUAAAUUUAGAGCAAAAGUAGGAUUUCAUGCUUCAAAAAAUGAUAAACAUUUAUACAAAGUCCUCUACUUUGUGUAGAAAGUAAUCUUAUUGUAUUUUCAGUGAUGUAUGUAUCUCUAUUGACGUUCUAUCUAUGCUGUGAUGAUGUUUGUAAUAAAGCUUUGCUCCUCAUAA